Molecule: messenger RNA, 2601 nt
Organism: Physcomitrium patens
Lineage: Eukaryota; Viridiplantae; Streptophyta; Bryopsida; Funariales; Funariaceae
Product: receptor-like cytoplasmic kinase 176
Biological process (GO): protein phosphorylation
Molecular function (GO): protein kinase activity; ATP binding
Source: RefSeq, a predicted model, not a curated record
ACCGUGCCAGGUCCAGUAAGGGACAUCAUAAGUGUGUUACUCUCUGACACAUAGAAUUUCGAGUUCGAACACUAUGCUGCCUUCAGAAGAGGUGAGAUAAACCCCGUUAAAUGACCUCAGGAUUGACUCAUUCAUUGCCCUCACUCUGCCGAAGUGCACACCCACCCCCGAUCCCCAUCUCGAAAUAUGCGCCAUGGCAACAGUACUAAUGUGACAUGCGUGCGCAUUCCUGCAAUAGCAAGAGUCAGCACUGAAUCAAGCCAGUUUGUGUUCUGAUGAGCGAUGGUCUGCGAGUACCUGUGGAUAUUUUUCAUUUCAUGAAAGUAUAGGGGCGAGGGACCAUGCAUGCCCAAUUCUUGUGUUGAUGUUCUUGUAGUCGUUAGGCAGAAAGGUUUGUAAGAAAUGAGUCACUGGCUUCGCUGAACAAUGUCGUGACUGCUGAACAUCGACUGCUCAAAUCACGUAGGGAUCCGAUCGUAGCAAGUCAAGCAAGAUCUAGUGGUGAUCAUUUUUCAGAAUGAUGAGGAGUUGCCUUUCGUCACAGACGCUGAAGAAGGACGUCGUAGACUCCCUGCGGCCAUCUCGACGUCGACGAAUUGCCACUGCGUCUCCGAAUCCAGAGAAACGAAAGGCCUUUCAGCAGAUCUUCGGCGGGCAGCCUCUUCCUCUCCCCAAACCUGAACCAUGCGUGGGAUCAGAAUUGCUGUUAGCAGGUCAUGGCAAUCUGUCGUCGUCAUUCUUUCAUAUAUCGAACUUCAGCCAAUUCGACGAAGACGAUUCUCAGAUCAUUUGUACUAGGAAGUCGAGGAUACCACUUCGCUUCCCCCCUCCCCCUGCCUCAUCCCCUUCGUCCUCUGGUAAAUGCUCCCCGUCGGCGAGGCUAGUGCCGGGUGACUGCAAGGAGGUCCCAGUGCAGGAGCAUCCAUCGCCAGCACAGGGCGACCCAGCCCCACCGCCUCCGUGGUCUUCCUCCUCCUCAUUGUCACUCAAUGAUUCUUCUUCUUCUUCUUCACCUCCGUGGUGCAGCUCGCCAAUGACAACGCCACAGUUACCAUCUCAACCACCCGCUCUCGAAACCACUCCUCUCUUGCAAGCUGCAGCGUUGCCCUGUUCAAAAAUAACAACAUCGGAUGGUAUCGAAGCCAGUACGCCAUCUUCCUCGUUAAUACCAACACCACCGUCUUUAAACAAAACUUGUGGUGGUGGGUCCGCGGCGUCCGAGGUUCUGGAGGUCGCGACCUACAUAGGAAACGAUGUGAAGGCUUUUGGAUUUGAUGAAAUAAAUAGAGCGUGCAGUGAAGGCAGCAGUGAGCGUGGAGUUGUGAUUGUCGGCGACGUGAGCAUCAUCACAACGUGGAUUGGUAAAGACGAUGCAGCGAGGCGGAAAUUGGUAGCUGUCGUUUGCAAGCACCGCAAUAGCCAUCAGGAGUGGAAGGACUGGGCUGCAAAGGUGAAUCUCCUCUCCCGGGUGGACGACCACCACAUCUGCAAGCUUCAGGGUUACUGCGGCAGUGAAGCAGAGCAAAUCCUGGUGUAUGAGCACGUCUGCGGUGGCAGCCUGAGUGACUAUCUUUUCGGAAGUUUGUGCAAGGCCCUCUUGGGCUGGAAAUCCAGAGUGAGAAUCGCCCUCGGUGCUGCCCGCGCCUUGGCCUACAUCCAUGACCUCGCUCCUAUAGAGGUUGUAUACAAAGACUUCAAAAGUUCAAGCGUUUUGCUGGACUUAGACUUCUCUGUGAAGCUUGCGGGGCAAGGUUUGGAUGUGAUCGCUUGGAGGGAGGAUAAACUAAACAAAGCAGCAUCCAAGGUUUUGAGGAAAAGUGAAGCUUCCGCCAAAAGAAAUAUUCGAAGCUUCGGGGUGUUUCUCCUCGAGCUUUUGACGGGCAAGUCCAUCGCCGGGGAGAGGUUUCUAAAUGACGAGAAGCUUUACACACAGUGGGCCAAGCCUUACCUUCGAGCUGAUCUGGAACAGCUUUCGACCAUCAUCGACGCACACAUACGGCGACAAUAUCCGUGCCCAGGGUUGAAAAGAGUUGCAGCUUUGACGCUGCAGUGCUUGAGCAAGGACCCCAUCAAGAGACCGAGCAUCUCCGAUGUUGUUGAGGUGCUCGACAACACCAUGAUUCUGCAGCCUGCUUGUAAAGCCGUUCGCAACAGCGACAUGAACAAGUGCAUGUGAUUUCCAAGAUUCAGCCAACCUCCUUUCAGAGGCUUUUCUAGAACACUCUCCAACAAAGUGUUGUAGUCCAUCGAAAAUUAGGUUGAAGAUUGUAAUUUUUCUCAACUACCAGGCGGUCAUUGAUAAAAGAAGAAAGAAGAUCAGUCACCAAUAUGUGUAGAAUCCCUUGUAAAAAAUUGUAACUGAUCUUUCCAAAUUAAACUAUCCCACUUCCUAAUGGGCUCUUCGACGUACUAGUGUUACACCAGUCAAAUGAAAAUUUGGAAACUACAAAGUGGAAGGAGAAUACGAGCAGGCCAGCAAACUUUGAUGACUUUAAGAUUUAGUAUAAACAAUGCUGCUACAAGAUCAUCAAUUUGCGAGUUAGAAAAACCUUAGUUAUUAACUUUUGCUUCAUUAAUUAUAUUACAUGCGAGUUUUGGGUA